AUGACUGAUGUGGAGCCUGUUGUCACAGAUUUUGUCUCAUCGGGACGGACAGGCCGCAGAAAUGCCUUACCUGAUAUCCUGGGAUCUCCAACAGGAGCCAGUUCAGCUGAUUUACCACAGAAACUCUCAACGCUAUCGCUGAACAUAGAUGAAGGAGAAGAAAGAAAGACAUCUCCAAGUGAAGCACCACCCAAAUCCCCAGAAUGUGAAGAUAAGAAUGAUGCAUUGUAACUGAUCAGCUAACUGCAAUGAUUUUCAUGGGGCACCAAGGAGCCCAGAUUUAAACAAAAGCUUAAAACCAGGGAUUGCAACUUGAAGUUGAAGCAACCUCGAUAUUUAAUUCUGUUGUGUCAGCAGGGAGAAAUUAGAUUGAAUACUCAAAUAAAAUUUGAACGACCCAUUGCUUCUAAUUUCUAUAUCUUUUUUGUUCAUGCCAUUUAUCAAGACGCUGAUAUGAUCUAUUCAAAAUAUAUUUAUAUAACUAACCCAAUAUCUGAGAGAUGUGGGUAGAAUGUGGGAUUUGCAAUGUAAUUUUUUAAAGUCUCAGAAGGUUUACUUUCCGAUCAGAAUUUUAGCAAUAGUUGCCUGAAAAUGUCAGUAAUGCCUGAUAAACCUAUUUUAAUGCCAUUUGCUACUUAUUGUCCUAGCUAGUGUUGAACUGUCUUUAGUAUUCUUAAAUUUCAGCCUCCAAUGUUUCACUGGACAGUAACUGAUAAAAACUGCUGUUAGUUUGUAUGGCAUUUGUUUAAAAAAAACUUUUAGAUGUGAUUAUUUUAAUAUAAAAUUUCCUUUUGAAAUGAACUCUGCUAUUUCUGUGUCAUUCUUAAAAAUGUCAUAAAACUAUGAAUGUAAUUAUAAAGGUCAUAUACCAACUGAA
Pristis pectinata (smalltooth sawfish) is the source of this 877-nucleotide messenger RNA. It is a transcript of the gene pkib, whose product is annotated as protein kinase (cAMP-dependent, catalytic) inhibitor beta. The transcript has 2 exons. Gene Ontology annotation, cellular component: nucleus; cytoplasm. Lineage: Eukaryota; Metazoa; Chordata; Chondrichthyes; Rhinopristiformes; Pristidae. The coding region runs from base 1 to 231 and encodes 76 amino acids. Gene Ontology annotation, biological process: negative regulation of cAMP-dependent protein kinase activity. The record is from RefSeq and is a predicted model, not a curated record. Gene Ontology annotation, molecular function: cAMP-dependent protein kinase inhibitor activity.